AUGGACGGCGGAGGCGGCGGCGCAACGACCGGAAAAGUCCGGCUCGAACCAGUCGAAACUGCCGGCUGUUUUCGAAUUUUCCGACGACAAAAACUAUUGGGUCUUGACCAGGACGUCGAGACGAAACUUUUGGGACCAGUCUCGAGAGCUGCGGUGGCCGGAAGUGGUGGCGGUGUGGAGAAUUCUGUUCGGGUGAACAGUGACGAGAGAGAGAGAGAGCGCACGGGAGAGAGAGAGAGAGGUGAACUGAAAUGA
Molecule: messenger RNA, 255 nt
Organism: Prunus armeniaca (apricot)
Lineage: Eukaryota; Viridiplantae; Streptophyta; Magnoliopsida; Rosales; Rosaceae
Source: the annotation of a GenBank genome assembly